AUGCUCGCAAAGCCCGACAUAUCUCUAUUCUGCUACUUAUAUCCCGGGUCCCCGGAAAAGCAGAAAAGGAUCAUCCACCUCCUCGAGACCUGCUACGACUACCGCGACCCCGCCUCGGAAACCAAAACAUGGUGUUACUUCACUCGGGCCACUCGACCCGGGGCGAGGAACCAGAUCGUAGAUGCGCUUGAAUGCGCGCACCCCGAACACGUAAUCGCCGGGUUCGAAGUCUACGCUUGCAAGCCGGCUCUGUCUCGUCAACUGAAUCAUCCCGAGUUCAAGCGUUACCACAGGACGGCCACCGACGAAGGGCUAUACGCACAGCCCGAAGAUAUGCAUGCUUGGUAUCCCACGGUCGGGUUCCUAGCACGAGGCGCGGUCGCAGGUCCGGGGGCAGUCGUUAUUACAGGAUUGAUCACUGUGAAAGAAGAUGACGCCGCGAAAGAUAGCGCCCUUGUAAUUUUGCGAUCUUUUUCAGAAUGGGUGGAACGAGAAGAGCCGGGGUGUUUGACGUAUUGCGUCUUCACUCGGCCCAAAGCCCCUGGGGAGAUCCUCCUCUUUGAGAGGUACGCGGAUGUAGCGUCUGUCGAAGCGCACAUGCGCUCCAGCAAAUUCGCUAUAGUUAUGAAAACCUUGAGACCACUCACAAAGUCAAUGGCCAUGAACGAGUGGGCCGAGCUGCCGACCUCCUUUACGGGCAAUGUUGUUGGAGGAGGUGAGACGGGUUCACCACGGUUGUAG
Molecule: messenger RNA, 741 nt
Organism: Zasmidium cellare ATCC 36951
Lineage: Eukaryota; Fungi; Ascomycota; Dothideomycetes; Mycosphaerellales; Mycosphaerellaceae
Exons: 4
Coding region: 1-741 (246 amino acids)
Source: RefSeq, a predicted model, not a curated record